UUAAUUCUAUGCGCCUUUAGGUCGCAGCUCCAGCCCGACUGAGGAGACCUCGUGGUGCUCACAGACCUCCGUAACCUGGAGACUCCGCAGGACCAACCGAAACUUUUCUCCAACUUUUUUUUUCUCCAAUAAACAAAGAGAAAGAGUUGGAAUCUAGGUCGGAGCUGUUUGAAAGUUUCUGUGCGGUUAGCGGAGUCUCGCUUUGUCCAUCCAUCCUUCCAGAGCUCCUUUACGCGUCCGUUACCGGCCAAGAUGACGCGAAGAUCCUGCGCGGUUUACGUGGUGGGGAUCAUCUGCGCUCACCUGCUCAUCGUCGGGAUUGGCUUGAUGGUGUCGCAAGCUUUCCGCACGUUAAUGCACAACCGCCUGAAAAAGGAGAUUGUUUUGGUGGAAGGCAGCCGUGUGUUUGAGUCAUGGAAGACCCCUCCCCCUCCCGUCUACAUGGAGUAUUUCUUCUUCAAUGUGACCAAUGUGAAGGAGAUCCUGGAAGGAGGCAAGCCAGUGGUCACACAGAUUGGACCCUACACAUACCGGGAGUACAGGUACAAGGAGAACGUGAGCAUGGUGGACAACAACACCAUGGUGUCGGCGUACAACACCAAAAGCUUUGUGUUCAUGAGGGACAGGUCUGUGGGCGACCCCUCAGAGGACAACAUCACCACUGUCAACAUCCCUGCUUGGGCCGUAAUGAACAAGGUGAAAGGGAGUUUCUGGAAGUCCUCCAUGGUGUCCAUCUGGAUGAGCAGCAUCGGGAGCGGCCUCUUCACCACUCGCACUGUGGACGAGCUGCUGUGGGGCUAUGAAGACCCCCUGCUGGCUCGCGUUGCUUCCACCAGUCCUGAAGUAGAGAAGAUAUUUGGCCUCAUGUACAAGAAAAAUGGGAGUAACGACGGGGAGUUUUUGUACCGCACUGGACAACAGGACCACAUGGAUUACGGUCGUGUUGUAACGUGGAAAGGCCAAAGCCAGCUGACUUUCUGGACCACCAACCAAAGCAACAGCAUCAAUGGGUCAGACGGAAGUGCUUUCCAUCCUCUGCUGGAUAAGAACGAACGCAUUUACAUCUUCACCCCAGACCUGUGCAGGUCCAUCCACGUGGAGUUUGAGAAAGACGUGGAGGUGAAAGGAAUCCCAGCGUACCGCUUCACGCCACCGCGCUCCGUUUUUGCCAGCAAAGAGGAGAACCCGGCCAACGAGGGCUUCUGCGUCACCCCGCAGGAGUGCCUGGGAACCGGCCUUCUUAAAGUCAGCCCGUGUCGGAAAGGUGCACCAGUGGUCGCCUCUUUUCCUCAUUUCUACCUGGCUGAUUCUAAAUUCGUGGGUGCCAUUGAAGGAAUGUCUCCAGAAAGGACGCAUCACCAAACAUUUCUAGACCUGAACCCGACCACCGGAGUGAUCGUACGUGCAAACAAAAGAGCACAGAUCAACAUCCUGCUCAACAGGAUCAGUGGUUUCCCGAAAACGAGGAGCCUUAAUGAAACCAUCUUUCCAGUCAUGUUCCUCAAUGAGAGCGUGGUGAUUGACGACGCGUCUGCAGCGAGAGUACAGAAGCUGCUGCUGAUCGUCACCUUGGUUUCUAACUUCCCGCUCAUUAUUGUGGGACUUGGAGGCAUUAUGCUUGUUGUCUUCAUCAUCCUUCUGGUUCGGGCCCGCCAGCAGAAGAAUGAAGUUAAGCGCAUUGUGUUUUCCAAGCCGCUCUAUGCUACCGCUGCCGAAGACGACACUUCUUACUCUCCGGUCAAAGACAAGGAAAAGGAUGAUCCCCAAAAUGGAACCUACAUCGGUCUGACGCCUAAAGUCGACACAUAAGCUUGAGGAAGAGGAGGAUGGAGAGGAAACGGGGUUGUGUGAGGUUGGUUGGGUGGUUGUGGGGGUAGAGGAAGGGGACGUGGUUUUAGUAUCAGACAUACAAUAUGUUGUAAGUUUGAUUCAUGGAGAGCUACCUAAAAUCCAGCACGGUGUAUUCCCAGAAAAAAAAAUUGACAUUCAUCUUAAAAACACCACGUGCCAGUGGCUGCUUCUUGCUGUUUAUUAGUUGCAGUUCUCUGAAGACUAGAAAUGGAGAGUGCACUUGUGUAAAAAAAAACACCCUUUAAAUCUGGCGUGUGGGGUAAACGUACUGUUCAUGCUGUGGCCUCGUCUCGGUAUCUGUCUGGAUUCUUGUUCUGAACUUUAGGGACUGACUACUCGGGGGUCAUGAAAUCCAUAAACUGAGUUAUAUUUUUGUCAUCACACAUCACUCUCAGGGGGCCUCUGCUUAGACACUAUCAAACAUUACCGAAGCAGGAGAGAAGCAGAACACGCUGCACGUUUUCUCCAUCAGCUCAGUAUUACUACGAGCCAUUUGCAUUUCAUCUUAAACCUAAUGUUACGUAACACUUUCACAGCUCACUAUUAUUUUCUGUUCAUGCACUGUAGAGGGAUACCUGUGCACAUUGUCGCUGCCGUACCUGAAAAAAAACCCUUCUGAGUACGGUGUAUGUUUGUAUAUAUACAUAUAUAUAAAUAUACAGUGUAAGACAUGUUGAACUGCUCACAUUCCUCUCGCUGUAUGAUGGGAUGAAUACCAGACAAAACGCUGUAUAUUUGGAUACUUUAAUUUUUGUAAAGUAAGACAUCCUUCGCAUUUUUUUGUUUGUAAAUGUUAAUGUAGAAAUGUUUGAAUGAAGGAUAUCUCGAGUUAGAGCUUCACGAAUGUCUUCUGGUGCCAUAAUGAGCGACACUUUUAUCGAGCCCUGGAUAUGGCAGGAGUUUGUGGUUGAAGCAAUGAUUCAUACAGUACUGAAUUUGUGUGUUGGCAGUAUUUUUGCCCUGUAUAACUGCUUAUGUUAAAUGUCAUUUCAAAAUGUUUUAAAUGCUGUAGCUGUGCCUUUAAAGGAUCGACGUUACUGGAUUUUAUUUUUUGCUUUUUUUGCUGUUCCAUUUAUAGUUUUUCUUUUGUAAAAAGAAUGGCAUGCCAUAUCAACAACUCUACUCUCAAGUGCAUUUCGUUCUCUUCCAGCUACCAAACAAAAAUUUUGCAAAAUAGUUUUUUUUAGUACAGCCAGCAGGGUCAAACUGCACUUUGAAAACGCUCUGAAGUCUUGAAUGACAGGCUGCCGUGCAGGGCCGCAGCUUUCUCACUCAGUGCUGGUGAUGAAUAUGUUAGAUUUCAGGUGCCAUUUAAUGUAAUGUAGAAAAUGCUGCACAAUUACUCAGUUUGAACUGUGAUGAGCCCAGCUUUUAUGACUGCUUUUACACUUUGUCGUGACAUUUUGAAGAUAAUGAGCUCUUUCACACCAGCUCAUUACAUGCACUAUAAUAAUCAGCGUUGAAUAUAUCAGACGAUAGUGGAGACAUGUUUUUUUCCUCCUUCAUUUGAUUUUUACUAUUUGAUGUAUUCCGCAAUCUAAUCAUGUACAAUAAAAAAAAAUGAAAAUGAAAAAAACAAAAAAAAAAAAAAUCAUGCCGAGUGCAUAAUGUUGUAGUUAUAAAUUCACAAGAGGUUGAAUGAAUAGAUUAAUCAAAUAUUUGAUGCAAAAAAACACAGUAUUACACAACAUUAGGAUAGUUGUGGUUAUGAAGGAUAAGUUAUUUUGUUACGUUGAUAAAACCAAAACACACAAACGCACCAUGUGGACUGUACACUGGGCUACUUUGUGCCAUACUUUGAUUACAGAUUGUACUUUCUGAAAUUAUUGUUACCGCUAUAACCGCAUAUUCUUCUAAUUGUCAGCUUGUUUUCAAAUGUUGACUGUUAAUACUUGUUUUUACUCUGUACACACAAAUAAAAAGUAGUUUCAGUA
Messenger RNA from Stegastes partitus (bicolor damselfish), 3785 nucleotides. Its product is annotated as lysosome membrane protein 2. Gene Ontology annotation, biological process: receptor-mediated endocytosis; protein targeting to lysosome. The transcript is spliced from 13 exons. The coding region runs from base 253 to 1809 and encodes 518 amino acids. The record is from RefSeq and is a predicted model, not a curated record. Gene Ontology annotation, cellular component: cytoplasm; membrane; lysosome. Gene Ontology annotation, molecular function: scavenger receptor activity. NCBI's taxonomy places the organism in Eukaryota, Metazoa, Chordata, Actinopteri, Pomacentridae.